UUGGCUGAUUUGUUGAGACUCACAUGUAGAUGCAAGGCAGCUGAACAGUACAGUGCCCAAAAAGCAAGGGCUUUAUAUCUGGAGCAAUAAUAAAUCCCUGGUGAAGCAGCUAAGCCAAACUCUUCAGUAUACUUUACAGACUUUCACAGCUUUGCAAAUAAAUAUGUUGUUUUUCAUUUGGAUGGUGAUGGGGGCAGUUUGGGUAUUGGAGGCAGCAGAAAGAUGCCCAGAUGUUUGUGAAUGCUCUCAAAGAGCAAGUGUUGAACGAACGGAGGUAGACUGCCAAAAGAAAGAUCUGAGAUCCAUCCCACCUACAUUACCCCAAGAUGCAUGGAUUCUCAAAAUGGGUGAAAAUCUCUUACAAGAACUUCCAGCAAAUGCCUUGAAAGCAGUUCCAAAAAUUGAAAGUAUAAACCUAGAACGUAAUGAAAUCAAAUCCAUUCAUCCCCAAGCCUUUUUAGGAGCCAGAAAUCUAAUGCUGUUGAACUUGCAUGGAAACCAGAUUUCCAAACUCCCAUUAAAAGGCUUUCAAGAUCUCAUCAGCCUACGUUUCCUUAUAAUGGGACAGAACCAUAUUACAACAAUCAAGCCUGAAAUUUUUGUUGGUCUUAGGAACUUGUCUGAUUUGGAUCUACCAUUAAAUUCUAUUACAUCCCUUCCUCCCAAUGGAUUCAGAUCUCUCACUGCUUUAAAGGUUCUGGAUUUGGCAGUCAACAAGAUACAAAAGAUUUCCCCAAAAUCUUUUGUUGGUCUGGGAGAGCUCCAGUUUCUCAACCUGGAUAGCAACAAAAUUAAGAACAUUCCCAGUGGAACCUUUAAGCCCACAUCUAAGCUGGAAAUGCUAGUAUUAGACAAUAACUUCAUUAGAGCUCUAACAGCCUCAAUGUUUGAGGGUCUGCCUGAGUUGCAGGAACUGUACAUGAGGAAUAAUGAGAUUAAUAGACUACCUGAAGAUGUGUUCAAACACAUUCCUAAGAUAACACAGCUUGCCUUAAGUGGAAACAGACUGAAGACUAUUGAUGGCAACUUACUUACUCAGCUGCCUGCUCUUAAGGAAGUUUAUAUGCAUGAUAACCCCUGGGCAUGUGACUGCAACAUGAAGUCUUUAGUUCACUGGAUGUCAAAGACAACUGUCAAUCUAUCACCCCUUGAAGCUCUAAAGUGCACAACUCCCUCAGAACAAAAGGACAAAACCCUCAACAAACUUCAAGUGGAAGAUUUAAAGUGCAAAAUUUAAAAUGUGUCCCUGAAAUAUGUAAACUUUCCAAAUCAUAUAACUACAGCACAGUAUUUGUAUUUGAGUACAAAAUGAAAUUUCAAAAAAGCUUUUAAGGGGUGAAAGGAUAAUUUAAAAUGCUACAAGUUGAAAUUUUGCCCCAAAACAAAUGAUAAAAUGCACAAACGGUCAAUUCAAUAGAUCAGUUUUAUGGAAUUCAAUCCAGAUAAACUGAGACAACUUUUUAAUUGCUACAACAAACCAUUGAAAUUACUCAUGUAUUGUAUGUAUAUAACAAAUAUCAAAGCAAUGAAAGAGUAAUUUUUAAUGACUAACAAAAACAAACCACGAACCAAUGAACUCAUGAGUCAGAUCUACUGGCUGAAUGCAUUCCUGAAUCAGAGUUAACCUCAUAUUAUUCCUUAAUGGCAGAAUAAUCAAUUUCUCAACAGCGAGGCAUCACAGGCAUUAUAUUUAAACCUAUAGGUGAUGCUAUGGUACAGUUUGAGUUUCUGCUGUUAGACUUCCACUUAAGCAGAAAUACACCUUGCAUUGAUAAGUGUAAGCAAAUUUAGAUCGGAAAGCAGUAGUCUUCUUUUGUAUAACCAGCAGUUUCAUUCACAAUUUAAACAAUACAUUUCAGAAAAAUACACUUAAAUACUUGGUCACUGCAGAAAUAUUUAUCCAUCCAUUAUCAGAAAGCCACUUACUCUGUACUAGCUGUUGUAUGUUGUUUUGCUAUGUUGUGCAUGAUGGUUGGCUGUGACUGUCAUUAUUUACUGUUUUCUAAUGUGCUGUGCAUGAGAAAGGCAAGAAUAAGAAGUCCAAUGUUAAUGAACAUAUGCAAAUAAACUCCU
Lepisosteus oculatus (spotted gar) is the source of this 2073-nucleotide messenger RNA. RefSeq names its product leucine-rich repeat-containing protein 15. Gene Ontology annotation, cellular component: extracellular matrix. The record is from RefSeq and is a predicted model, not a curated record. Lineage: Eukaryota; Metazoa; Chordata; Actinopteri; Semionotiformes; Lepisosteidae. Gene Ontology annotation, molecular function: protein binding.